UUAGGAGUCAUUAAUAUUGAAUUCCACAGCUCUGACUGCACUUGCGCGAAAUCGCGUCUCUACCUUCCCGAUAGUGGAAUUCAUGCAUAACGUACAGUACUUUCCUCUAAAUUCAAACUUUAAAAUAGUCUAAAUUGACCUGUGACCUGACGCAAAACUGCCUACCGUGCACGGUAACCGCUACUUCAAGCUUCUUUGGCCGUAAUUGAUGAAAUUACUUUUUACUGGCUUGCGUUUGAAAUAGAUACAUUUCUACUUCGCUGAGGUCACCGUUCCAAUCUCGGGUUUAGCCCGCUGCCCGCCUUGCUUGUUACCAUUUCCAAGCACUUUGAAGUGAAUGAAAGGUGGAGGCUACCUUGACGGUUGCUGUGCGGCUCGGAAAGAAGUUGUGACAGUUUGGCUUUUAACUUUCACUCCACGUCAUGGCAGGUCCGGAGCUUUACACCAAGCAUGCCCGUGUAUGGCUCCCGGAUGCCGUGGAAGUGUGGAAAUCAGCAAAGCUACUCAAAGAUUAUGCUCCUGGCAACCAGACGUUAUUUCUCCUGCUAGAUGAUGGCACUGAGGUGGAAUAUAAAAUAGACGUCCGAACAAACAACCUUCCACCACUGAGGAACCCCAACAUCCUAGUGGGGGAAAAUGACCUCACGGCUCUCAGUUACCUCAAUGAACCGGCCGUCUUACAUAAUAUCAAAGUGCGCUUCAUCGACUCCAAGUUGAUCUACACGUACUGUGGCAUUGUUCUUGUUGCCGUCAAUCCAUAUGAGAGUCUGCCCAUCUAUGAAGCUGACAUCAUCCACGCCUACCGUGGGCAAGACAUGGCCGACAUGGACCCCCAUAUAUUUGCAGUGGCCGAGGAAGCGUAUAAGCAGAUGGCCAGCGAUCAACAGAACCAGUCCAUAAUAGUGAGUGGUGAGUCAGGAGCAGGCAAAACCGUCUCUGCUAAGUAUGCCAUGCGUUACUUUGCUACGGUCAGCGGCUCCUCCGGUGAGGCGGAUAUCGAGGAGAGAGUGUUGGCCUCCAAUCCCAUCAUGGAGGCUCUUGGGAACGCCAAAACGACGAGGAAUGACAACAGUAGUCGCUUUGGGAAGUACAUCGAGAUCGGGUUUGAUAAAAAGCAACGCAUCAUUGGGGCUCACAUGAGGACGUAUUUACUGGAAAAAUCAAGAGUUGUUUUUCAGGCUUAUGGAGAAAGGAACUAUCAUAUAUUUUAUCAACUUUGUGCCUCCUCACAUUUACCAGAAUUUAAAAACUUCAAAUUAGGUGAUGCCGAUGAUUUCCACUACACUAACCAGGGUCACAAUCCAGUCAUUGAUGGAGUGGAUGAUGUCAACGAUUUGUGCGACACAAGGAGAGCUUUUUCACUAUUAGGAAUCGGUGAAAGCCAUCAGAUGGAAAUUUACCAGAUUCUGGCAGCUAUUCUUCAUCUCAGCAAUGUGGAGGUGAUCGACCAUUCAGGGGACAGAAGCAGCAUUUCGACAAACGAUUUCCACUUGCUGGUGUUCUGCGAGUUGAUGGACGUGCCCCGUGAUGAAAUGGCCAACUGGCUCUGCCACAGAAAACUCCAAACAACCACGGAAACGUACGUCAAGGGCCUCUCCAAGAGCAAUGCGGUCAACGGCCGAGACGCCCUCGCCAAGCACAUUUAUGCUCGACUCUUCAGCUGGGUUGUUGGCUGUAUCAAUAAUGUGCUCAAAUCGGCAAUUAAGCAACACUCGUUCAUUGGCGUUCUGGACAUUUAUGGGUUUGAAACAUUUGACACCAAUAGCUUUGAACAAUUUUGUAUCAACUAUGCCAAUGAGAAGCUCCAGCAGCAAUUCAACCUGCAUGUCUUCAAACUGGAGCAAGAAGAGUACAUGAAAGAAGAGAUUCCAUGGACAUUGAUUGAUUUCUAUGACAACCAGCCAUGCAUCAAUCUCAUCGAGGCAAAAUUGGGUAUCCUGGACCUUCUGGAUGAGGAGUGCAAAAUGCCGAAAGGUUCUGACGGUACCUGGUGUCAGAAAAUGUACAACAACCUGUUGAAGCAGAACGCUCACUUUGAAAAACCGAGGCUGUCAAACAGUGCCUUCAUCGUCCACCACUUUGCAGAUCAGGUGGAAUACCAGUGUGAUGGUUUCUUGGAGAAAAACAAGGACACAGUCAAUGAGGAGCAAAUAUGCGUGUUGCAAAAGAGUAAGUUUGAAUUUUUGCUGAAGCUGUUUGUGGGAAAUGACAAGGCAACGAGUUCCACCAACAGACCCGCUAGCAGCAGAACGAGAUCGGGUCAGUCGCAGAGAGGUAACAAGAAGACUGUUGGACUGCAGUUUCGACAGUCUCUCCAUUUGCUGAUGGAUACUCUUAAUGCAACGACUCCUCACUACGUACGCUGCAUUAAACCAAACGACCAAAAAGUGCCGUUCAGCUUGGACCCGUUGAGGGCAGUGCAGCAACUGCGAGCAUGCGGCAUCCUGGAAACGAUCCGAAUCUCGGCAGCUGGAUUCCCAUCCAAAUGGACCUAUCAGGAAUUCUUCUGUCGUUACCGGGUCCUUAUGAAGCAGAAGGAUGUGCUUCCUGAUGUAAAACAGAUGUGCCAAAAUCUGCUCAGAACGCUUAUCCAGGACGAGAACCUGUAUCAGUUUGGUAAAAACAAGAUCUUCUUCAGAGCCGGCCAGGUGGCCUACUUUGAAAAAUUACGUUCCGAGCGGCUCCGAAGGGCUUGCGUCAGCAUCCAGAAGACCAUCCGCUGUUGGCUGGCCCGUAAAAAAUACCUGAGGAUGAAGCAGUCUGCCGUCACCGUUCAAAGAUAUGUGCGGGGUCACCAGGCACGCCGUUAUGUUCGUUUUCUGCGGAGAACAAAAGCAGCCGUCGCCAUUCAACGUAAUGUUCGAAUGUGGGCGGCCAGAAGACGCUACCAAAAGCUCCGAUCUGCAUCUAUUGCCAUUCAAUGUUUCUUCAGGGCGUAUGCAGCCAGAAAGAUGUACUAUAAGAUCUUGUAUGAGGAAAAAGCUUUGGUCAUCCAAAAGUGGGUAAAAGGUUGGUUGGCCAGGCAACGUUAUCGACGUGCCCGGGCACACAUCAUCCUACUGCAGUGCUGCGUACGUCGUAUACUGGCCAAACGGGAAUUAAAGAAGCUGAAAGUUGAGGCGCGCUCUGUGGAGCAUCUCAAGAAUCUCAAUGUUGGCAUGGAGAAUAAAAUUAUGCAGUUGCAACACAAGCUAGACGAGCAGCACAAAGACGUCAGGGAGCUCAGCGAGAGGCUGAAUGCUGCGGCCAAGAUCCAAGAUAUGGAGAGAGAGCGACACUGCAAACAGAUAGAAAGUCUUCAGAGGUCCGAGCAGAAGGCCAAAGCCAAGACGGAAAGGCUCCCUUCACUUAUGGAGCAGCUCUCCUUUCUUCAGCGGGAGCUGGAGAACACCCGUGGUGAAAAAGAAGUCUUGGAAGAGCAGAACAACGUCUACAAGGAGCAGACACAACAGGUGGUAGAGGGGCUAAACAUGAAGAAUGGCUUGCUGAAUGAUGAAAAGGAAAAUCUUAACCAGGUCAUCCUGGAACAAAAACAACAGUUAACAGAGGUUAAAAGCCAAGUGGAAAACACUGAAAAACUACAGGAAGAGUUAGCGGAAGGGCGCGCCCGGUACCAAAGCCUACUGAGUGAACACCUGCACCUACGUGAGCUGCAUAAAGACCUGAAGGAGGAACUGCAACGUAGGCUGGAUGAGACCCCCUCCAAUGUCGACCUGCCGCUCAUUCUCAAGCUCCAGAGAAGAGUGAGAGAACUUGAGCGGGACAAACAAUCGCUACAGCGCCACUUAGAUGAGAAGGAAGCCCAAGAGGAGGAACCCAAGGAUGUGGAGGAGGAGCUCACUGUUGGUAGAGCAGAAUUGGAUUUGGAAUCGCUUAAGCGCCAAGAGCUAGAGUCUGAGAAUAAGAAGUUGAAGCAGGACUUGAGUGAACUGCGCAAGUCUUUAACCAGCGAGAACAGCGAAAUGCUACCCCCUCCUGUCGGCUCCACGACAUACAACGUGCUGCUGGAGCAACUCGACUCUUCCAACGAGGAGUUGAAAUUGCGAAAAGAGGAAGUGCUUCUUCUCCAGUCACACAUAGUCCGCCAAGAGGCUAUGAAAUACAAGGACUCUGCACUCGGAGAGGGUGUGAAUUUAAACCUUAGUGAGGUUCCUUUAUUCCAAGAUACUGACAGGCCCACUGACAUCCAUACAUUGAAUGAGGACGGAGAGCUGUGGUUGGCUUACGAGGGCUUAAAGGAGACCAACAGGGUUCUGGAGUCCCAAAUGCAGAAGCUGGAAAGGCAGCACGGUGAGAGGUAUGAGAAACUGUUGGAGGAGGUGAAGACGCUCAAGCAAGAAAAAGAGCAGCAGCAGAAGCUGUUGGCUCAAACUUUGCUGCUCCCUGAAGAUGCUCGUAUUGAAGCGGGCCUGGAGCUUGAAAUUACUCGGCUCACGCUGGAAAAUCUGGAGCUAAUGGAGCAACAGGACAAACAAGACAAGACUAUUGUCAAUCUGAAAAAAGACCUUCAGCUGUACAAGAGGAGAGUAGAAGAGUUUCAAGCUCAACAAAGGAAAGCAUCCAUUUCGACGAAUUCUCCUGCCGAAGCAGUGAGCAUACCUCGCAAGGAGAGAGAGUACCAGGGAAUGUUGGAGUACAAAGAGGGUGAAGAGGGCCGCCUCGUUAAAAGUCUGGUUUUAGACCUGAAGGUCCGUGGCGUCGCUGUCAACUUCCUUCCUGGCCUUCCUGCUUAUAUCAUCUUCAUGUGUCUGCGAUACGCUGACAGAGUUAACGAUGAUCAGCGAGUCAGCACGUUGCUCAAGUCUGUGCUCUGCAGCGUCAAAGGAGUCAUUAAGCGAAGAGGAAAAGAUUUUGACGUCUCGUCUUUCUGGUUAUCCAACAUGAGUCGACUACUUAACUGUCUGAAGCAAUAUAGUGGAGAUGAUACGUUUAAGAAGCACAACACAGCGAAACAGAACGAGCAUUGCCUGACCAACUUUGAGCUGACAGAGUAUCAGAAUGUUUUUGCCGACCUCGCCGUUCAAAUUUACCGUCGGCUUAUUGAAAGCAUGGAAGACACCCUGCAGCCCCUCAUAGUUUCUAGCAUGUUGGAGCACGAGACAAUCCAGGGGGUUCUGGGCUCCAAACCGACAGGUCUGAGGAAAAAGAGCUCAGGUUCCCCAGAGGAUGACUCGGUUACGGUGGAAGUCCUCCUGCAGCAACUUGGGCUCUGGCACACCACCAUGAUCAAGCAUGGGAUGGACUCUGGCCUCAUUAAACAAGUGGUCCGGCAGCAAUUCUACAUGAUAUGUGCCGUCACUCUGAACCACCUGCUGCUCAGGAAGGACAUGUGCUCAUGGAGCAAAGGGCUUCAGAUCAGGUACAAUGUGUGGCAGUUGGAGGAGUGGCUGGCGGAGAGGGAGCUGGCCGACUGCGGUGCCAAAGAAAUGUUGGAGCCUCUCGUACAGGCCGCACAGCUGCUGCAGGUCAACAAGAAGACUGAGGCAGACGCUCAGGCAAUCUGCAACAUGUGCACGGGCCUCACCACCGCACAGAUUGUUAAAGUGUUGACGCUCUACACGCCAGUGAUUGAGUUUGAAGAGCGCGUGACAACCACAUUCAUCGCAACCAUCAGAGACAUCUUGAAAGAUAGAGAGGAAUCGUCCACACUGAUGAUGGAUGCCAAGAAAGUCUUUUCUGUAACACUUUCCUUCUCGCCCUCCACUGUGGCGCUGGAGACCAUUCAGAUCCCUAUUAGCUUAAAACUGGACUUCAUCAACCGCAUCUAAAAACAGACACAGUAUUUGCUGUGGUUUUCAUCAUAGUUUGUAUCUAACUUUUGUAUUCACGUGACAAUAAAAUAAAUAAUAUAAACACAUAUAGAAAGACUAUAGAGUUUAAUAUAAAAACACUAUUUUUUGGAAAUGCAGGGGACUUAAAAGUAUAUGUUUAGUGGAGCAAGAGGAAUAAUAUAAUAAACUAUGGAUGUAUGAUUUUGUAAAGGAAGGAAAGUGAAAUAUAAUUGAAAUGUUGAAUAUGACAGAAUUGUUCAAUACAUUAAAAAAAAGCUAUAUUUUUAA
This is a messenger RNA of Syngnathus typhle (broad-nosed pipefish), 6059 nucleotides long. Its product is annotated as unconventional myosin-Va-like. Gene Ontology annotation, molecular function: microfilament motor activity; actin filament binding; ATP binding. The record is from RefSeq and is a predicted model, not a curated record. The transcript has 39 exons. Gene Ontology annotation, cellular component: actin cytoskeleton; myosin complex; cytoplasm. NCBI's taxonomy places the organism in Eukaryota, Metazoa, Chordata, Actinopteri, Syngnathiformes, Syngnathidae. Bases 423 to 5768 code for a protein of 1781 amino acids. Gene Ontology annotation, biological process: vesicle transport along actin filament; actin filament organization.